Messenger RNA from Nerophis ophidion (straightnose pipefish), 9589 nucleotides. It is a transcript of the gene kdrl, whose product is annotated as kinase insert domain receptor like. Gene Ontology annotation, biological process: positive regulation of kinase activity; cell surface receptor protein tyrosine kinase signaling pathway; protein phosphorylation. The transcript has 31 exons. Lineage: Eukaryota; Metazoa; Chordata; Actinopteri; Syngnathiformes; Syngnathidae. Gene Ontology annotation, cellular component: signaling receptor complex. Bases 364 to 4296 code for a protein of 1310 amino acids. The record is from RefSeq and is a predicted model, not a curated record. Gene Ontology annotation, molecular function: transmembrane receptor protein tyrosine kinase activity; ATP binding.
GGGAGGUCGCUCCCGGUUGGUCUUGGCUCGGGUUUUUACGCGUCUCCUCUGAAAAAAACAAAACCCACUUUGCGGUAUUUUUUGGAGUCGAUUUCUUCCAGCACCUGCCCGCGGGGUCCGGAGCUCAAGAAGCGGGAGUCAGGGAGGAGAGAUCCCCCGCAAAGGCGUCAUGGCAGCGGGGAGAAGCGAGGCUGUCUUACGCGCGCACACCUGAGGCUUUCCAGCGGACUUUUAUCGCACCGAUUGCCUUCGAACUUGUUUCUUUUCAACGGGAAUCGUUAUUAUCUCCCCUCAAGGGACUAUUUCUGGCUUUCUUUUUUUUUUUUUUUUUUUUUUGGCGUUUGUUGAAGCUUGCAUAGGACAAUGAUGAUGCUGUCUGCUUGCGUCCGGCUGGCCAUCAUCCUGCGUUGUGCGUCUCUCACCAGCGGACAUUUGGCAGAAGAUCCCUUGCCUAAAAUGUGGCCCUCAGAGAGUCCCCUCAUUCUUCACCAUGGCGAUGCUCUGAAUCUCACAUGCAGGGGCCACGGACCGCUGCGCUGGACACUUCCGACCCCGGUGGACUCUCGCCGAUCUCUCCCCAAGGAGGGCAUGAAGGUGCAGCAGUGCGAGUCCAGGCGUCACACUCACUGCAGCAAACUGCUCAUCACGCACAUGACCGCCAAUCACACGGGGAACUACAGCUGCAGUUACACCGCGGAUGGCUCGGACUACACCGCAUCCACCUACGUCUACGCCACAGAUCCUGAGCAGCCUUUCGUGGAGCCCCAUGAUCAGACACCCUACGUCCUGGGCAUCUACAGACAUGAGACCAGUCUUCUGAUACCGUGCCGCACAUCCUCCCCCAGUUUUCUCACAAAUCUACAGGCGGACCCACUUUUUACGGGGAAAGUUGUCAGGGAAAUCAAAUGGGAUCCAAAGGAUGGCUUCAGAAUCCCCUACGGUCCCUCUGCCGUGUACACCAAGUUGUUCUGCACCACCAUCGUCAACGGGCGGGAGUUCCACUCGGACUACAUGGUCCGGAGACAGUCUACUUUCCUGGAGAACGUGAAGGUCACCCCAGAGCGGGUUCGACUGUUGGUCGGAGACACGCUGGUCCUCAACUGCACCGGGCAGACCACCUUUAACGAAAGAAUCAGUUUUUCCUGGGAUUUCCCAAGAAAGAAGGAAAAUCGCCAUUUCACACAGGCCAAAAUGGAACGCCCGGCUGUGGUUUUUACAAUGAGCAGGGUCCUGGUGCUGCCCAACGUCACCAUGGAGGACAGGGGCUCGUACCGCUGCAAGGCGGAGACUUUGCCAAUAAAACACAAGAACUUCACCGCCAAAGUGAUCGUCUUCGAGCACCCCUUCAUCAACGUCUCCUACAAGCACGAGCAGAGCGGCGCGGUGGUUGUGAAAGAGGGCCGGAAGAAGCUGGUGUUUGAGCCCAAAGUGAACGCGCUGCCACCUCCAGACAUGAUGACAUGGUAUAAAGAUGAUGUCGCCAUCCUGAAGAACUCCACCUGCUUCAAGAUUUCUGGUUUCAGCUUGAUCAUCGCCGAUCUCCAGCGGAAUCAUGCCGGGGUCUACACCAUAAGCCUCGGCAACCGAGCCAGGGGCCUUCACCGGAAUCUGAGCUACACACUGCAAAUUGAAUUGAAGCCGACCAUUACCGAGGCGGAGUUUGCCGGCGCGGACGUUCAGCCCUACAUGCUCGGGAGGCGGCACCAGCUGGACUGCACUGCCUACGGCUGGCCCCUGCCCAACAUUACCUGGCUCUGGCAACCCUUCCAGCACAGCCCCGACCAUAAAAACCACGUGGUCUUCCCCAAGCCGGUGGUGGUCAACAUUACCCAGAAGGGAGAACACAACAACUGGGUGAAGAGCAUCACCACCAGGCCUGAACAGAUCAAAGGGAAAAACAAGACCGUGAGCACCCUGGUGGUAGGAGAAGCCAGCGUCUCAGGAAAUUACACCUGUUUGGCCCAGAAUGAAGAAGGCAAAACCACAAUGGCUUUUCCUUUCUACGUAACUGAUCACCAGGACGCCAUAUCCAUCCAGCCUCAGUCUGCCCUGGAGAGAGACCACGUCACCUUGAGCUGCCGGGCCUCGCGUUACCUUUACACACACCUGCAGUGGUUGGAUUCCGGGAAUCGCACCAUCACCUCAAAUGUGUCCAUGCCUCAGUUCAGCCUUUACUCCAUUUCCAUUUCCCUCCACCUGCACAAUGUGAGCAGAAACGGCAGCGCAGGCUACAAGUGUCGGGCUUAUAAGCAGCGAAAUAAGGUGGAGGUCAAGUCAGCGGAUCUGAAUGUGAUUGCCAGAAGACAUCCCUGGCUGGGUCAAAACCUCACCAAUCAGGAGGUGAACAGUAGCAACACCCUGGUGCUGACUUGCCUGGCACACGGGGUCCCUCAGCCCAACAUCACAUGGUACAAGAACAGUGUGAUACUGGAGGAAGGCCCAGGCAUCAACGUGUGGCAUGACGGCGCUCUGAUCAUUGAGAGGGUGAAGAAGGACGACGAGGGUCUGUACGAGUGCGUGGCCACCAACACCGAGGGCCUCGUCAAAAGCAGCGCCUUCGUCACCGUGCUUGGGGAAGAAGGAAAGCCUAACGUGGAAGUCAUCAUCCUGGUGUGCACCGGUGCUGCCGCCACCUUCCUCUGGCUCAUGCUCAUUCUCUUCAUCCGCAAGCUGAGGAAGCAACCAGCCCACUAUAAAAUGGGUCCGUCUAUCAUCAUCGACCCUGAUGAGUGUCCACUUGACGAGCAGAACGACCUUCUUCAGUAUGACAGCAGCAAGUGGGAGUUUCCUCGGGACCGCCUGCGACUAGGCAAAACUCUCGGCCACGGUGCUUUUGGGAAAGUGGUGGAGGCUUCUGCCUUCGGGAUUGACAAACUCUCCACCUGCAAGACUGUCGCCGUCAAGAUGCUGAAAGGUGGCGCCACGUCCAACGAGCGCAAAGCCCUGAUGUCAGAGUUAAAGAUCCUGAUCCACAUUGGCCACCACCUCAACGUGGUCAACCUGCUGGGAGCGUGCACCAAGCCUGGAGGGCCGUUGAUGAUGAUCGUGGAGUUCUGCAAAUACGGCAACCUGUCCAACUACCUGAGAGGCAAGCGGGAGGACUUUGUCGUCUACAAGAGCCAGGACGGCAAGAGGGUGUCGCCGGACUGCGAGCUGAGCGAGCUGAUGAAGCGGCGCCUGGAGAGCGUGGCCAGCACGGGAAGCUCGGCCAGCUCGGGUUUUAUCGAGGACAAGAGCUACUGCGACUCGGAGGAAGAGGAAGAAGAGUCCGAGGAUUUGUACAAGCGAGUCCUGACGCUGGAAGAUUUAAUCUGCUACAGUUUCCAGGUGGCAAAAGGCAUGGAGUUCUUGGCCUCUCGCAAGUGCAUUCAUCGGGAUUUGGCCGCACGAAACAUCCUCCUCUCUGAGAAUAAUGUGGUGAAAAUUUGUGAUUUUGGACUAGCCAGAGACAUCUACAAGGAUCCUGAUUAUGUGCGCAAGGGAGAUGCCCGGCUGCCGCUCAAGUGGAUGGCUCCCGAGGCCAUUUUUGACAAGGUGUACACCACUCAGAGCGACGUGUGGUCCUUCGGCGUGCUCAUGUGGGAGAUCUUCUCGUUGGGUGCUUCACCGUACCCCGGCGUCCAAAUUGACGAGGAAUUUUGCUGCAGACUGAAAGAGGGCACGCGGAUGAGAGCUCCAGAAUACUCGUCCUCUGAAAUAUAUCAGACCAUGUUGGACUGCUGGCAGGGGGAACCACAGGAGAGGCCCACCUUCACCGAGCUGGUCGAAAGACUGGGAGAUCUGCUCCAGGCCAGCGUGCAACAGGAGGGGAAACAUUACAUACCCAUCAACACCGCCCUGCUGGCCAAGGUGGGAGACAUCACUGCCAGUCAGAUGCCAGAGGACACGCCCACCCGGCCCGUCUCGCUGCGCCACUCGGGCGGAACAUGGAACGUCAAGAUCCGUCCGGCGAGUGUGAAGACCUUCGACGAGGUCACGAUGGAGAGCGGGAGAAAUGAGGGUCAUGAGGGCGGACAGUCCGACAGCGGGAUGGGCCUCUCGUCUGACAACAUGAAUACUCUGAAGAGACUCGAGUCGCUGGCUGGCCGACCUCUGAGCAUCAUGGCUCUGGCCAUGAAGGCCGUGAGCAAGAGCAAAGAGUCAGUGCUGACCGACUCGGACAAGGACAAGUUCUCGCCCAACGUCCCCCCUCUGGACUUCAGUCUGGACGACUCUGCGUUGGACGCCGAGCUGGAGUGCCACAGCCCGCCGCCUGACUACAACUACGUGGUGCGCUACUCCACGCCACCUGUGUAAGCUCUGACCGGGAGCCCGCCAGGGGCUUUAUGUCUUUGGGCUUGGUCACGAUCCGCUUUUGUGGACACCUUUUUUUUUGCGCCGCCCUGGGAGACGAGGAGAGGCUCGUUUUGAUGUGAAAGGACCGAGGAGUCCACUGCGCCGCGGACUCUGCAGGCGUUUCCGGGCACGGGUGUUCGGCGGGUGAUGACAGGCUCAGGUAUUUUAGUCAGCUUUUUUAGCGUCUACUGUGAAUUUACUCCAUUACACUUCCAUUGCCGGCCUUGCAUCAUUUAGAGACUGGGGAUAUUUUUAGAAGCAUCAACGCCUUGAUUACCCUUUAAGAGUUAUUACCAAAUAAUGGAUGUUUUAGAUUUAUUUAUGGUCAAAGGUUUACAUACACUUCUAAAGAUCAUGUCGUGGCGAUCUUGAGUUUCCAAUCAUUUCUACAACUGUUAUUAUUUUGUGAUAGAGUGAUUGGAGCACUCACUGUGGGGCUGUAUACCUCAGUUGGGCCAACAACUUGAGGGUUCCAGGUUCGAUCCCCACUUCCCCUGUCCUAGUCACUGCCGUUGUGUCCUUGGGCAAGACACUUUACUCACCAGCUCCCAGUGACCACCCACAGUGCUUUAAAUGUAACUUAGAUCAAUCAAUCAAUCAAAAUGUAUUUAUAUAGCCCUAAAUCACGAGUGUCUCAAAGGGCUGCACAAGCCAAAACGACAUCCUCGGCUCAGAUCCCACAUCAGGGCAAGGAAAAACUCAACCCAAAGGGACAAUGAGGAACCUUGGAGAGGACCGCAGAUGUGGGCGACCGGUGCAAUGGACGUUGAGUGGAUCUCGCAUACUAUUGUGAGAGUCCAGUCUAUAGUGGAUCUAACAUAGUAGUGUGAGAGUCCAGUCCAUAUUGGAUCCAACAUAAUAGUGAGAGUCCAGUCCGUAGUGGAUCCAACAUAAUAGUGAUAGUCCAGUCCAUAGUGGAUCCAACAAAAUAUAGUGAGAGUCUAGCCCAUAGUGGAUCUAACAUAAUAGUGAGAGUCCAGUCCAUUGUGGAUCUAACAUAAUAGUAAGAGUCCAGUCCAUAGUGGAUCUAACAUAAUAGUGUGAGAGUCCAUUCCACAGUGGAUCUAACAUAAAAGUGAGAGUCCAGUCCAUAGUGGAUCUAGCAUAAUAGUGAGAGAGUCCAGUCCAUAGUGGAUCUAACAUAACAGUGUGAGAGUCCAGUCUAUAAUGGAUCUAUUAUUAUAGUGAGAGUCCAGUCCAUAGUGGAUCUAACAUAAUAGUGAGAGUCCAGUCCAUUGUGGAUCUAACAUAAUAGUAAGAGUCCAGUCCACAGGGGAUCUAACAUAAAAGUGAGAGUCCAGUCCAUAGUGGAUCUAGCAUAAUAGUGAGAGAGUCCAGUCCAUAGUGGAUCUAACAUAACAGUGUGAGAGUCCAGUCUAUAAUGGAUCUAUUAUUAUAGUGAGAGUCCAGUCCAUAGUGGAUCUAACAUAAUAGUGAGAGUCCAGUCCAUAGUGGGUCUAACAUAAUAGUGUGAGAGUCCAGUCCAUGGUGGAUCUAACAUAAUCGUGAGAGUCCAGUCCAUAGUGGGUCUAACAUAAUAGUGUGAGAGUCCAGUCCAUAGUGGAUCUAACAUAAUCGUGAGAGUCCAGUCCAUAGUGGGUCUAACACAAUAGUAAGAGUCCAGUUCAUAUUGGAUCUAACAUAAUAGUGUGAGAGUCCAGUCCAUAGUGGACCUAACAUAAUAGAGUCCAGUCCAUAGUGGAUCUAACAUAAUAGUGUGAGAGUCCAGUCCAUAGUGGAUCUAACAUAAUGGUGAGAGUCCAGUCCAUAGUGGAUCUAACAUAGUCGUGAGAGUCCAGUCCAUAGUGGAUCUAACAUAAUAGUGAGAGUCCAGUCCAUAGUGGGUCUAACAUAAUAGUUUGAGAGUCCAGUCCAUAGUGGAUCUAACAUAAUCGUGAGAGUCCAGUCCAUAGUGGGUCUAACAUUAUCGUGAGAGUCCAGUCCAUAGUGUGUCUAACACAAUAGUAAGAGUCCAGUUCAUAUUGGAUCCAACACAAUAGUGUGAGAGUCCAGUCCAUAGUGGAUCUAACAUAAUAGUAAGAGUCCAGUCCAUAGUGGAUCUAACAUAGUCGUGAGAGUCCAGUCCAUAGUGGAUCUAACAUAAUAGUGAGAGUCCAGUCCAUAGUGGGGGCCAGCAGGAGACAUCCCGAAUGGAGACAGUUCAGCAGCGCAGAAACGUCUCCAACCGAUGCACGGGCGAGCGGUCCAGCCCGGGUCCCGACUUUGGACAGCCAGGGCUUCAUCCGUGGCCACUGAACCUGCCCCCCACCCUUCCACAAAGAAGAGAGGGGGGAAAGCAGAAAAGAAACGGCAGAUCAACUGGUCUAAAAAGGGGGUCUAUUUAAAGGCUAGAGUAUACAAAUUAGUUUUAAGAUGGGACUUAAAUGCUUCUACUGAGGUAGCAUCUCUAACUGUUACCGGGAGGGCAUUCCAGAGUACUGGAGCCCCAAUAGAAAACGCUCUACAGCCCGCGGACUUUUUUUGGGGUCUGGGAAUCACUAAUAAGUCGGAGUUCUUUGAACGCAGAUUUCUUGGUAUAUAGAUAUUGGGUUUCACUAUGUAAAAGCGCUUUGAGUUACUACAGAAAAAGCGCUAUAUAGAUAUAAACUCACUUCACAUUUCACUCGAAUGUUGUUGGUCACAAAAAACAUUCAUGAACUUUGGUUCUUAUAUGAAUUUAUUAUGGCUCUGUGAGCAAAUGUGCUGGGUCAAAAGUAUACGUACAGCAAUGUUAAUAUUUGCUUACAUGUCCCUUGGCAAGUUUCACUGCAAUAAGGCGCUUUUGGUAGCCAUCCACAAGCUUCUGCUUGAAUUGUUGACCACUCCUCUUGACAAAUUGGUGCAGUUCAGGUAAAUGUGUUGGUUUUCUGACAUGGACUUGUUUCUUCAGCAUUGUCCAAACGUUUAAGUCAGGACUUAGAGAAGGCCAUUCUAAAACCUUCAUUCCAACCCUGAUUUAGCCAUUCCUUUACCACUUUUGACGUGAGUUUGGGUGUCAUUGUCCUGUUGGAACACCCAACUGCGCCCAAGACCCAACCUCCGGGCUGAUGAUUUCAGCUCGUCCUGAAGAAUUUGGAGGUAAUCCUCCUUUCUCAUUGUCCCAUUUACUCACCAGUUCCAUUGGCAGCAAAACAGGCCCAGAGCAUAAUACUACCACCACCAUGCUUGACGGUAGGUCUUGUGUUCCUGGGAUUUUGUCCUCCAAACAUAUUGCUGGGUAUUGUGGCCAAACAGCUCCAUUUUUGUUUCAUCUGAAAUCACAUGGGCACAGAGAAGACCUUGUGGAGGGGGUCCGGUCCGAUGGCCAUGGAUGAAGUACCGGCUGUUCAGAGUCGGGACCGAGGAUGGACCGCUCGCCUGUGUAUUGGUUGGGGACAUCUCUACGCUGCUGAUCCGCCUCCGCUUGGGAUGGUUUCCUGUGGGCGGGACUCUCGCUGCUGUCUUGGAUCCGCUUCAAACUGAACUCUCGCGGCUGUGUUGGAGCCACUAUGGAUUGAACUUUCACAAUAUCAUGUUAGACCCGCUCGACAUCCAUUGCUUUCGGUCCCCUGGUUGCCCACAUAUGAGGUCCUCUCCAAGGUUCUCAUAGUCAUCAUUGUCACUGGCGUCCCACUGGGUGUGAGUUUUUCCUUGCCCUUAUGUGGGUUCUUCCGAAGGAUGUCAUAGUGGUUUGUACAGUCCUUUGAGACAUUUGUGAUUUAGGGCUAUAUAAAUAAACAGUGAUUGAUUGUUCGAUUGAAGUUCUGUGGAUGGCUAAAAACGCCUAAUUGCAGUGAAACUUGCCAAGGGACAUGUAAGCAAAUUGUUAGGAACUCGCAUGGCUGCCAUUUUUGUGACCCCAAGAUGCAGGAACCAGGAGAGCGAAGAGAAGGCAAAAUGAGUUUUAUUACUCAGAGAGGAGAAAGCAGUCUUGCAUGAAACGUUCCAAACUUAGUGUGAUCUUCGAGCACUGAGGAGUGCUCGAGUGAAAACAUAAAUAGACAUAUUGGCAGCCGGUCCACACCUGCUGCCAAUCAACGGGAGGAAGGAGAAAACCGUGCGCCGCGGAACAAACAGGAAAUUUAACAAAAUAAGAGCACUGACAGGAAGUAAAUACAAAAACAAGGAAAACCAACAGAAAUGGAUAUUAACAUUGCUGUAUGUAUACUUUUGGCCCAGCAGAUUUGGUCACAUUUUCAGUAGACUCCUAAUAAAUUUAUAAAAGAACCAAACUCUAAUCACAAUAUCACAAAAACUAAGAGUUGUAGAAAAUAUUGGAAACUCCAGACAGCCAUGACAUUAUUUUCUUUACAAGUUUACGGAAACUUUUAACCACGACUGUAUUACAACCGUUUUGUGUUUUUUAUUCGUUUAUUCUUUAUCGUUUAAUUUCUAUUUUUAUAAAUAAGCGGCGGGCCAAUGAAAAAUGCUUUAAAUUGAGUUUGACCUUAAACUUUUUGAAUAGUAAUUUUGUUGUUGCACAAUUAGGAUGUUUUUGUCCCCCAAACGCACUAGUAAACAUGAAGUAUGUAUUUAUUUUUUGUAAACACUGUUAGUAAAUAGUCCAUUUCUGUGCGGCGUGAUGUUUAACCAAAGGUUACCGUUCCAUCCUGUCACUUCACUGCCAGAUGUUUAUGCUGCUGCGUUCGCCGACAUGAAGUUUUUCGGCAGGUCCCCCCCCCCCCGACCACAGGGCUGGCUACACACGUGCGUGUAAAGUCCGCUCUUGCAUUUUGUAAAAUCCUCUUAUUUUGACAGCAUUUUAUUUUGCAAGUGAAGAAUUCUGUGGGUCAAGCAAUCAAAAACACUUCUCCUUUCAUGACCAUGAAGGAGUACAGUGAGCCAUUGUGGAACAUUUUAUGCGCAGAGGAAAUGAUUAUGCACUGAUACUUUAUAUAAAUAUAUGUUUUUGUAUUCUAGUGGUAUGUUAUAUUUUUAUCAAAUAGGGUUGAGGUUCACACGUCUUCAUAACAUUAACACCUAACUGCUUCACUAGCCUAACAUUUACAGUAUUUGUAUGCUCAUGUUGUAAAGUCCAAGCUUCAUGUAAGCAUGUUCGGAAUGAAGAUGACAAGUAUGAAUGAAGCUAAUCUGGAUUUUUAUUUUUUAUUUUACGUACAGCAUGUAAUAACCUGCAGCGGUUAAAAACCUAGUUUAUUUUUCAUUCUCCUUCAUUCAUGUAGUGUAACACGCUUUAUAUUUGUCAUUCCCAAACACUGUUACUGAACAUAUGAAGUCAAUGAAUAAAUAAAGAUUUAUAUAUUUAUACUUUAAA